AUGUUCUUCCUCAAAAAUCUCGAUCACCGCAUCGAGCUGCAUCCGUCGUUCUUUGGUCCGUCCAUGGUGGAGUUUCUGAAUCGCAAGCUCCGAGAUGACGUGGAAGGGACCUGCUCCGGCAAAUGCGGCUAUGUCAUCAAGGUCGUCUCGAUCUUGGAUGUCGGGCAAGGCAAGAUCAUGCCCGGCACGGGUCUCGCCGAGUUCCGCAGCAGGUACCAGGCCAUUGUGCUCAAACCCUUCAACGGCGAAGUGAUCGACGCCAAAAUCACGAACGUCAACAAGAUGGGAUUCUUCGCCGAAGUCGGGCCGCUCAGCAUAUUUGUCUCAUCUCAUCUCCUACCUAUCGACUAUAAAUUUCAGCCUGACGCGAAUCCACCCGAAUUCACCUCCCCCACAGACAACCUCGUAAAAGGACGACGCGUGCGUGUGCGCAUCGUCGGUACGCGUGUGGACGCCAACGAAAUUUUCGCCAUCGGCACCAUGAAGGAAGACUACCUGGGCCCCUUUGACUAA
Molecule: messenger RNA, 513 nt
Organism: Malassezia restricta
Lineage: Eukaryota; Fungi; Basidiomycota; Malasseziomycetes; Malasseziales; Malasseziaceae
Product: DNA-directed RNA polymerase II subunit RPB7
Exons: 7
Coding region: 1-513 (170 amino acids)
Biological process (GO): transcription initiation at RNA polymerase II promoter; positive regulation of translational initiation; DNA-templated transcription
Cellular component (GO): P-body; RNA polymerase II, core complex
Molecular function (GO): single-stranded RNA binding; single-stranded DNA binding; translation initiation factor binding
Source: RefSeq, a predicted model, not a curated record